AUGGUGGGGGUGUGUGUAUGUGCUAAUGCGCGUGUUAAACGCUUCCAGAAAAAUGUAGCUUGGCAGCCUUCUUCUGCUGCCGGUUGUCUCCGUGUGGGGCGAACUCAGUUUCCCAAUCGGCGCCGCGGAGGCCAGUCCAAAGUCUGGCUUUCCCGGAGUGUCAUAGCAGCAGCUGUAUUCCUUUGGGGUCUCCACCGCAGUUACUAUUCUUCAAUCCCAUCUUCAAUCCCAGGCUCAGGGACUAAGGCACUCAGACAGGCUGUGCAGGGCCCUCUGGAAGAGAAAGAACGGUGGAAGUAUCAGAUCUGUGCCCUGGAAGGUAUCCGAAUCACUAAGGUUGUGGCAGGGGGCCCCAGAGUGAAGGGCCUUUCUCCUGGAGCAACGUUUGGAGGGGCUGCGAAGGGAAAUACAGUGACCUCGAAGCCAGGUGCAGGUACAGGCCUGAGCCCAAAUACAGAUGGGACCACCAAAGUGCAGUGCUACCAGGGGCCUUCAGCCAGAGCUGCAGAACGACAACUGCUACGGGAGGAGUCAGAGAUUCUGGAGGAGGAAGUGAAGUUGCGGUGGGUCCAGCUGAGCCAGUACCGGGAGCUGCUGCUGAAACAGAUGACUGACGGGCAGCAAGCAGAGGCCUGCAGCUGGAAGGUAGGACCAGAAUUGGACCUGUGUGUUCAUAUCUUCCUUCCUUUCUCUAUCCUGUUUUGCAGGCGGGCCAGGAUGCCCUCUCCUACCCCCUGUCUCUUUCCUUCUCUUCCCUGUGCUGAUUCCUCCUCCCUCCAAAGCUCUUCUUCCCAAGCCCUCUGCUUCAGUCUACGAGGAACUGUCUUUGUCCACAUGAGGAUUCCGAGGGGGCCGAAGAGGCUAGUUGUGGGGGUGGGGUGCUAAUCCUGGAGAGAGAAAGCCUUGGUCCUACCUGAGCCAUGGUCUGGCAGAUCAGCUGCCAAAUGACCAGGAGGGCAAAGGUUACCCACUGGAGGCUGCCAGGACAGACGUGCAGGAUGCCGGGCUGGAGCACAGCCUCCUCAGGACCUCCGUUCACGUCCUCCAAUCUAAGCUGUCGCUGUCCCUGGCUGCCACUGUCACCGUGUCUCUUUCUUCAUCUAGCUCUGAAGUUAGCUUUUCAGACAGAGACAUUAGCUGGGAACUUUUAAAGGAAGCUAGAUAUCCAGAAGCACACUCUUUCUAACCUGGAGUCCAGCAGCUUUCAGCUCCAGGCCCAGAGCCUUGGGCAGGAAGAUCUAUUCUCUUAGGGCCCCAAGAUGCUCCUGAGUGACCUGUAAGGACUUUUAAGAGUAAGAGUAAUACGAUGAAGUCUUCUUUGCUCACCUUCCCCUCCAAGGUCCUCUUUCUGGGUCCCCUCUUCAUCUCUCUGAUACUUGCCCUCCCUACUGAGGCUUGUCGCUGCCUGUCUGUCCCAACCCACCAACUCCAAUAAAAUGGUUUUAUUGUGAUGUGUCUUCUGUGAAUCAGCACCCACAUA
Messenger RNA from Sus scrofa (pig), 1480 nucleotides. Lineage: Eukaryota; Metazoa; Chordata; Mammalia; Artiodactyla; Suidae. The record is from RefSeq and is a predicted model, not a curated record.